Molecule: messenger RNA, 1869 nt
Organism: Heterobilharzia americana
Lineage: Eukaryota; Metazoa; Platyhelminthes; Trematoda; Strigeidida; Schistosomatidae
Source: the annotation of a GenBank genome assembly
AUGGCCUCGUAUGAUAAGUGGUCACGCUACCUUGUGUUUGUCAGGUCUUCUUUAGAGUCAUCAUUAAUGAAUAAUAAACAAUUACAGGAGAUCUCAAAAGAUCCUUUAUUAGCUCCUGGAAAACGUAAAGGUGCUAAGAAGACAAGAAGUGUUAAAGAUCUAUUCAAUGAUGUUGGCCCAGAAGCCUCAUUUAAAGAUAAACGUGGACGACCAUGGUUUAAAAAUCCACGAGCCUAUGUCAAACAACAAUUGAUAGCCAAAGCAGAGAGAUAUGAUAAAAAACAACAUUCUGAGUCUAGUGACAGUGAAACAUCUGGACGGAUAGCUUCAGAAACGGAACCAAACACUUCAUCUGAUAGUGAUGAUGAUGAUGAGGAGAAAAUUAACUUCUUUGAGGAUAUUGAAGAUCUUCAAGGUGCAGAUUGGUAUGAAUUAACAAAGGAUUCUACUCCUGCCAUUCAAUCAACUCAUCGAUUAGCUUUACUACAUUUCGAUUGGGAUAAUGCAAAACCUGAAACUAUUUACAUGAUUCUCGAGUCAUUUUUACCAGCUAGAGGACAUAUUGAAAAAGUUACAAUAUAUCCAUCAGAGUAUGGUAUUAAACGUAUGGCUGAAGAAGCUAUUCAUGGACCACCUGAAUUACGUCCUAGUGAAUCAGAUAUAGAAUAUAAUGAAGAUAUUACUACUCUACCAAUAGAUAUUGAUGAAAAAUCUGGUUGGUGUAAUGCAUCAUCAAAAUUACGACGUCGUAUUCGUGAAUAUCAAUUAACUCGUUUAAAAUAUUUUUAUGCUAUCAUAGAAUUUGAUAGUAUUGAAACAGCAGAAAUAAUCUAUUCAACUUGUGAUGGUCUUGAAUAUGAAAGUUCUGGAUCAAGAUUAGAUUUACGCUUUGUUGACAAUGAUCAACGCUUUGAAGUGCCUGCAGAAUAUGCUCAUCUAGUAAGUGAAUGUCGAGAAAUUAAUAAAGCGAAAUAUACGCCUAUUCGAUUUGAAACAAAUGCUUUGCAUUCAACACGAAUUGGUAUAACUUGGGAUAAAACACCAAUUGAAAGAACUAAUUGGUUACGUGAUCAAUUUCGUACAGAUGUUGAUCCUAAAACUACUCUAACUAAGAACAAAGAUGAGCUAUCUAAAUAUCUAGUUCUUUCUUCAAGUGGUGCAAGUACAUUGGCUAGUUCAGAUGUUGAAUCAGAACCACCUGCAUCUACAGUUCCUAGAAUUCAUCGUCAUCGACCGAAAAAACUUCCACCAGCUGAAUUACGUUUAGCAUUAUUAGGUUUAACUACUUCGAAUGACAUAAUUCAUUCAAAUGAAAAUCAGUCAUUAAUAAAUAAUAAAGAAAAUAUAAUAGAAGACGAUGAUGAUGAUGAAGAAGAGGAAGAAGUCUUUGAUCUUGUCAGAAAUAGUCAUGAUGAUUCUCAAACUGAAGACUAUGAUCUACAACCAAUUGAAAAGAAGACUUCUAAAGAAAUAUGUAAUUUAUCAAGAAAAAAAAUUCAUCGAAAAGUAUUACUAGAAGCUCAAGAUUCUCAUGAUGAUGAUGAUGAUGAUGAUGAUGAUAAUCCACCUGUUUCUGAUGAAGACACUAUCAAUAAUAAUGAUAUGAAUAGGGAAAAAAACAAUGAAAUAGGUCAACAUCAAAAUAAACGAAAGAAAAGGUUGAAACAACGUGCUAAAAUGUUGGAGAAGAAGCGAAAAGUUCAAGCAAGAUUAGAACGUGAAUCAAAACUGUGGCUAGCAGAUGAUAACUCCAAUGAAUUAUGUAUUGAUGAUCGUUUUGAUGAAUUUCUACGCAAUCCUGCCUUUGAAAUUAGUCAAACACAUCCUGAUUACAAGGAGGCUAGUGAUUUUCUACAUUAUAUGAAAUAA